Messenger RNA from Camelina sativa (false flax), 1401 nucleotides. RefSeq names its product F-box/LRR-repeat protein At3g03360-like. Gene Ontology annotation, molecular function: protein binding. The record is from RefSeq and is a predicted model, not a curated record. Lineage: Eukaryota; Viridiplantae; Streptophyta; Magnoliopsida; Brassicales; Brassicaceae.
AUGACGGACGAAGGCCGAGACGGUGACGACGAUGCCACUGCCACCGCCGAUGAAAGAAGCUUUAGCCACAACCUCGGCAAAACCAAAGAGUCAGGAGAUUCGAGUGAGGGUGUAAUAGUAGACUCAAUCAGCUCUAUGCCAGAUGAGAUCCUCCAACAUAUCCUCUCCUUAAUUCCGACCAGAUCUGCCAUCAGGACUUCCGUCUUGUCCAAACGAUGGAGGCAUGUAUGGACCGGUACACCUUCCCUCUACUUCCAUAAAGACGACAGACCUGAUGCUAAUUCAAUAAACGAAACCCUAGCUCGCUACAAAGCUCCUAAGAUGAUGAGUUUCCGUAUCUUGUUGAACAAGGUUGAUGAUCUUGUUCACAUGGACGGUUGGAUCAAGUUCGCUUUUUCAAGAAACGUUGAGAAACUCAUGCUGUAUUUAGAGCGGGAUGGCUAUAACAUCCCUGACUUCUUCUACGUCAACUCCUCUGUCAAGCAACUCUCUAUUAAUUCACUCUAUUCUUUUAAAAUGAUACCCGAAUGCUCUGUGUCGUGGACAUCCCUAAAGAAGCUGUCGUUGAGUCUUUGCAACCUCUCUGAUGAAUCCAUUGCUAAUAUACUAUCUGGAUGUCCCAUUCUCGGAUCUUUAAUAUUGGAUUUUUGCAAGGGAGUGAAGGUUCUUGAUCUCAGUAGAUCACCGCGUCUGAGAACAUUGGCAGUUUAUAACGACAGUUGUACUCCGGGGCCAACGAAGAUUGUGGCACCACAUAUCCAUUGUCUAAGAUUGAGAACCUCUCCGGUACUAUGUGAUUUAGUCGAUGUCUUGUCUUUAACCGAAGCUAGACUAGACAUUAGCUAUAAAUGCCAACGUGAUAAACUCAACGCUGAUUUGCUUCAUAUCAUGGUGAUAGAGAUACUAGACAAGUGCUGUCGGAAUGUAGAGAAGUUUACUUUUGGUGAAAGCUAUCUUAAGAUGUUAUCCCUUGCCGAGCUCCGUGGUGUUCUUUUCCCAAAAUUAAAGGCUAAAGCUAUAACGCUUGAGACACCGAUCUCUCACUAUGUAAUUCCUGGUAUAGUAAGGUUGCUACAAAACUCUCCUGAACUAAAAAUGCUAACGGUGACACACACAAGGAAUGAUGGCUUCAUACCGGGCAUCUAUAUUGACAGAAACUUGCGUUCUCAUGGCUUGAUUUCGUAUCAAUGCUGGAGCUCUGAAGCAAGAGACUUAGAACACUUUGACCACUUGAGAGCAAACGCUUCGUUUAUAGAACUUGUGCUUAAAACCUCAAAGACGUUAAAGAAGUUGGCCAUAUAUUUGGGAACUUAUUAUAAAGCAAAUGGUGUUAUGAAGCAGUUGCUUGAGAUGGUUCCAAUGCUUACUCGAAACAACAAUGUCUCCAUCGUGAUCGGCUAA